AUGCUCGUUGACCUCUCCUCCUCGGCGGCGGGGAAAAAGACGAAGGGCUGCCGGCCGGAGACCAUGCUCGAGAAGGACCACUGCGCCCCCUGUCUCCCGAAGAAGAAUCCUGCAGAUACACGGAGAAGGGCGGGACUGAGAAAAGAAGGCUAGCCAGGAUCAAAUAAAUCUUCUUGGCAGGAAGUUUGAAGCUUGAAGAACUAAUGGUUUUCGACGCAAAUCAGAGGAGAUUACGGCCCAUUCUGUCUCACUUUUAGCAUCCCGAGUCUCAGAUUGGGAGGGAAAAGAGCGAGAGAGAGAGAGAGGCGCCGGUCAAGGAGGACGAAUCCCGCGUUGCAACACCACCGCUACCACCUACGUUCUGAUGGAUUCCAAGGGAGGAAUGCGGCGAGAGUUAUCGACGGAAGCCGAUAAAUCUAAAGAAAACAACAACAAUCCCGAAGAAAUCGAAGAACAGAUCAAGAGAUCCUGUAGAACAGAAAUUCCUGAAUUAUAUAUUUACUGCGCUAAAACAGUAAUCGACGCCGAAACUUGCGCGCAUAUGUAUGGUAUUUACGCUCCAUCGACGAGAAAAAUUUCCCCCGACAGAUCAGUGGAACGAGAACCAAAAAACAGUCGACCGAUCUCUUCCGACGAGAACCCGCAGCCCUUGGGCUGAAGGGGGAAGACCAAAUCGGAAAGUUCAAAAAAAAUAUAAAAAAGGAAAACUAACAAACUAGACGGGGAACGAAGCCCCAACGACCCCAGGGAUUGAAAAACCGAGAAGGAUAUCCAUGCGGAAACGAUCCACAGCGGACCAGCAAUAACUUCAAAAGAUUUUAUCAGACAAAAGAAUAAGAACAUCAAGUGUUCGAGGAACACCAGGGGAAGAGACGAAGGGGCCCAGACCUCCUGUCUCCUCUCUCGCCGCCGACUCCCUCCCGCCGAUCCCCAGAAAGUCCGUCUCCAUGCUCUCAAGUCGCCUCUCUCUAG
Spirodela intermedia is the source of this 972-nucleotide messenger RNA. The record is from the annotation of a GenBank genome assembly. Lineage: Eukaryota; Viridiplantae; Streptophyta; Magnoliopsida; Alismatales; Araceae.